Messenger RNA from Haemonchus placei, 222 nucleotides. Lineage: Eukaryota; Metazoa; Nematoda; Chromadorea; Rhabditida; Trichostrongylidae. The record is from the annotation of a GenBank genome assembly.
UUAGUAUGUAGUUCACUUACCAGUUUUCUGCCCGACGCCGAUGAAUUUGGAGAGUGCUUCGCAAAAUCUGAGUCUGAUUGGUGGAUGGUUUUGAAAAAGGUGAAUUCGCGUUUGCUCUGUCUCCUUCUGCCACCUUCAUCGAAUCAACAGUCGCUCUCCGAUAUUCAGUCGCGAACUCUUGGGAUAAUCAAAACUCAUUUUGAAGCAAUCUUUCUUAACUGA